Messenger RNA from Thelazia callipaeda (thelaziosis nematode), 1704 nucleotides. The record is from the annotation of a GenBank genome assembly. NCBI's taxonomy places the organism in Eukaryota, Metazoa, Nematoda, Chromadorea, Rhabditida, Thelaziidae.
AUGGGUAAACUGAUUAAAAAAGAUCGCUUAGUGCUUCAUCUAGCAAUUGUUAUUUUUCAAAGUUAUCUACCUGAGGCCGGUCAAUUUUCGUGUUUCUUUGUAUUUUUGGUACCUAUCGUUGGUCUCACUCCGGAAGCGAUCGCCAUAUUUAUUGAUAAAGUGAUAUGGUUUCGAUAUGAUCAAGCAAGUUAUCUGCUUUUCAAGGUAGAGGAGAGGCGAAUGGUAAGAGGGACUCAAGUCUUUGGGUUAUUUUUGAAUAGACGAACACGUCGAUCUCGUGAUGGAGCAACUAUGGGUUGCGGUGAUGCUAGUGUUUACCAUGCAGUUAUUGUUAUUUUCCUGGAAUAUUUCGCCUGGGGUUUACUUACUGUCCCAGUUAUCAAUGUACUAGCCGAAACAUUUCCAACAAACAAGUUUUUAAUGAAUGGUCUUAUUCUUGGCGUGAAAGGUUUUCUUUCGUUUUUAAGUGCCCCGUUGCUUGGUGCAGUAUCGGAUAAGUGGGGACGCAAGUCGUUUUUGCUGCUUACCGUAUUUUUCACCUGCGUACCUAUACCAUGCCUCAAAAUCAGUCCUUGGUGGUAUUUUGCUCUUUUUUCAAUCAGUGGUUUAUUUUCGGUAACGUUCAGUGUUGUGCUCGCUUAUGUAGCGGAUGUCACUGAUAAAGCAGACCGCUCUACAGCUUAUGGUCUCAUUUCUGCUACAUUUGCGGCUUCAUUGGUUACAUCUCCCGCUCUUGGGGCAUGGAUUUCAGAUUCGUGGGGUGAUGACAAUGUCGUUUUUCUUGCUACACUGAUUGCGAGUUUGGAUGUCUUAUUCAUAUUAUUGGCAGUACCAGAAUCAUUACCUGGUCGUAAUCGUCAUAAUGCUGAAAAACUUUCUUGGCAAGCAGCUGAUCCAUUUGCUGCAUUGCGUAUUGUUUGGGAAGAUCGCUUAGUGCUUCAUCUAGCAACUGUUGUUUUUUUAAGUUAUCUACCUGAGGCGGGUCAAUUUUCUUGUUUCUUCGUAUUUUUGAAACUUGUCGUUGGUUUCACUCCGGAAGCAGUCGCCAUCUUUAUUGGACUUGUAGGAAUAUUAUCUGUUUUUGCUCAGACUGGCAUACUCCUUCUUCUUACUAGUACUUUCGGAACAAAACAUACAAUAACUCUUGGCCUUUGUUUUCAGUUUGCUCAAUUACUGUGGUAUGGUUUAGGUACCAAAUACUGGAUGAUGUGGGCGGCAGGCAUACUGGCAGCAAUGAGUCAUUUAAUUUAUCCAUCCGUUAGUGCAUUUGUAAGUAUACAUAGUGAUCGUGAUAAGCAAGGGACUGUGCAGGGUGUUAUCACUGGUAUACGUGGUUUAUGUCAAGGUUUGGGUCCAGCUCUAUUUGGCUUCAUAUUUUACUUGUUUGAUAUGGAUUUAAAUGUAGACAAUGAUGACACUGGUCACAUCGGAAUAGCUCCUUUUCCGGCACCUCGUAUACGAGCUCAGCUUAUCGGAGUCAUUUCACCACGUCGAAAUGUUACUUCAAUGGGAAAACCAUCUUUCAAUUGGAAAGUAAUCCCAGGUCCGCCAUUCUUAUUUGGAUCACUGAUGGUUCUUUUAGCCCUUUUUGUAAAUUCCUCUUUACCAAAAGUACCGUUAGUAAAUACACGAUUCUUUCGUCGUCCAAGCGCUUCACAUAGCCGGCAGUCAUCAGAUGAUGCAGCUCGUUUACUUAAGGGAUAA